UUUGUGAGAACUGGAAAAAUCUAUGAAUAAAAUGGCGAAUUCAAGAAGUAUGACUCAUGCUGUGCGAUCUUUGUGCAGAACAGUGGUGAUACAAACAGUGACAAGAACUGUGAUCUCUGCAGCAAGCACUUGUUACAGAUAUUACAUGCACAAUAACUUUUCAAGCACUUCCCAAGUAAGGAAGUCUUUCGUCAUAAACAGCAAUGAAGAUUUUGUUAACAAGGUCAUGAACAGUGAUGUUCCAGUCAUUGUCAAUUUUCAUGCAGAAUGGUGUGACCCCUGUAAGAUCCUGUCUCCAAAACUUAAAGAGUUAGUUGACCCAAUGAAUGAUGUUCAUCUUGCUAUUAUUGAUGUAGAGAAUAAUGCUGAACUGGUUCAUGCAUUUGAUGUCAAAGCAGUGCCAGCUGUCCUUGCUGUAAGAAGUGGUUUAGUAGUUGAUAAGUUCAUUGGGUUAGUUGAUGCAGAUAUGAUAGAGAAUUUGAUUAAGAAAUUAACGAUGAAGCAAGGUGGAUAAAAUAAUAAACAGAGAUACAGAAAACAGGACAUUACAGUGUAGUGGCUAGCAGUCCUGCUUUGUGUCGAGUUUUAAGCCUUGGCCUGGUGAAGAGCUGCCUUGACUACAGUUUUUUGUGAUUCUCCUCCUCCUGUCCCAAGAAAAUGAUGCUGUCUAGCAUUAAUAAAGAUAAUUUGCUACUCUUA
Molecule: messenger RNA, 699 nt
Organism: Cryptotermes secundus
Lineage: Eukaryota; Metazoa; Arthropoda; Insecta; Blattodea; Kalotermitidae
Product: thioredoxin, mitochondrial
Exons: 1
Coding region: 23-514 (163 amino acids)
Biological process (GO): cell redox homeostasis
Cellular component (GO): mitochondrion
Source: RefSeq, a predicted model, not a curated record